UUAAUCAGCAAUUGCAGCUCAACUAAUUCAGUCAGUCGCUUAUAAAAUCUCGCAAAAUGAGGACGUUAAAACUAUUUGUUCUGCUCAUAUCCAUCACAUACGCACUAUCAGUUGAACUGAGUUGCACUCGACAUUCUGAACUUGAGCAUGUUGAAUGUGAAUUGAGCCAAAAAGUUGAUGAUUCUGAAAUUGUUGCUGUUUAUGGAUAUAAAUCAAAGAUUGGAGAGAGCUUUACAGACAUAACUGAUCUUGUGCUAACUUAUAAGAAUCUUCCACAGCACAUGCCACAUGGAAUCGGAAAUGUUUUCAAGAAGCUGAUCAGUUUUGAUGCCUCGUCGUCAAGUGUUAAAUAUUUUGACAAAAUGUGCUUCGAAAAGAUGGAAAAAGUGAAAUUUUUGAGACUAUCGAAUAAUGAAAUUGAGGAACUGCCUGGAGAUGUUUUUGAGGGAUUGCCAAAUUUGCAGCAUCUAGACAUGACGAAGAAUAAGAUUAAAAAUUUGCCGGCUGAUAUUUUUGUGAAAAAUGUGAAUUUAAAAUACAUAAAAUUGAGUGAAAAUCAGCUCGAGGUGCUUGAUGCUGGCGUCUUUGCUAAUAAUGUGAAUUUAAAAAAGAUUUUCUUGAAUGGCAAUAAAUUGAGGAAAGUUGCGAUCGACUUUACAAUUCUUAGUGAGCUGUCGUUCUUGGAUCUGCUUGAUAAUGCUGGAAAGUGUAACUUUAGAUUCGACAGGAAGACUUUGGAUGGAUUUGACCUUCAGAAUAUUCAAAAUACUGUCGAAAGUGGAUGUAAUUAGAGUUCUAAAAUGGCAUUUAAAUAAAAACAUUUUUAAGAAAUUUAAAGUAAUUGAAAAACAUGAAAAAAAUUUGAAACAAAAAAAAAAUAAAAAAAAAAUUAAGUAAAACAAAAAUAAAAAAAUGUGAAUUUUUCUUGAAAAUUAAAAAUAAAAAUCAAAAAAAGUCUUUUUUAAAAAGAAUAAAAAGUCGACAAACAAAUUGAAAAUAAAAAAUUGCAUCAAAAGUAUAUCGAAAUCAACAACCAGAAAAUUGUCAUUGGCUUGAGUAAAUUAAUUUAAAUUUCAGACACAGCGGCCCACACCAAUGAACACAUAAAGGCCUUUUUUAUAUUUUAUUUCUAUAGGCUCAAUGCAAUGAGAAUAAAAUAAAUAAAUAAAAUAUUUAAAUGUACACAAGAGUUGCUUGUACACAUGAUAAUUGUAUAAUCAAAAACAUGCACGCA
Messenger RNA from Chironomus riparius, 1234 nucleotides. NCBI's taxonomy places the organism in Eukaryota, Metazoa, Arthropoda, Insecta, Diptera, Chironomidae. The record is from the annotation of a GenBank genome assembly.